UGGCCAGGAGCCGUUUCCGGAGGGAGCCGUGAGAGCCUCUUGCGGGAGGAGAAGCUGAGGAAGAAACCCCGUCGGGCGGCGUAAAAGGAGCUUAGACCCCGCCUGAGAAGGAGGUCGGUCGGUCGGUCGGCCAGGGCUUCAGCGCCCGCCGCUGCCUGUAUGCGGAGGCACCUGGAUUGUCAAUAAUCAAGAUUUUUACCAGACCUGCAAUACUCAAUGAGAAAAUGAGUUGAAGGGAUAGAUUUGUGAUAUUUUACAUCCUGCAAUUUAUCUCGGUGUCAUCACAAGAGCCAGGCACCAAAGUGCAGGCUGAAGAAUUCUAUUUGUGGUGCAUGGACGGAAAGCCAAUGCGCAGGUGUACUAAUAAUCGAGCAGGUGAAACCGGAAUGGAUGUAACGAGCCGUUGCACCCUUGGAGAUCCUAACAAACUGCCUGAAGGAGUGCCGCAGCCUGCUCGCAUGCCUUACAUCUCAGAUAAGCACCCUCGGCAAACACUGGAGGUCAUCAACCUGUUGCGGAAGCACCGAGAGCUGUGUGAUGUGGUGUUGGUUGUGGGGGCCAAGAAGAUCUAUGCCCACCGGGUGAUUUUGUCAGCUUGCAGCCCCUACUUCCGCGCCAUGUUUACAGGGGAGCUGGCAGAGAGCCGACAGACUGAAGUGGUGAUAAGAGACAUUGAUGAAAGAGCCAUGGAGCUGUUGAUUGACUUUGCAUACACCUCACAAAUCACAGUAGAAGAGGGCAAUGUUCAGACCCUACUGCCGGCCGCCUGCCUCCUCCAACUAGCAGAGAUCCAGGAAGCCUGCUGUGAAUUUCUAAAAAGGCAAUUGGAUCCUUCCAAUUGCCUUGGCAUUCGAGCAUUUGCUGAUACACACUCCUGUCGGGAACUUCUAAGAAUUGCUGACAAGUUUACCCAACAUAACUUCCAAGAGGUGAUGGAAAGUGAGGAGUUUAUGCUCCUUCCAGCCAACCAACUAAUUGACAUAAUAUCCAGUGAUGAACUGAAUGUCCGUAGCGAGGAGCAGGUGUUCAGUGCUGUGAUGGCUUGGGUUAAAUACAGCAUUCAAGAGAGGAGACCUCAACUCCCCCAGGUAUUGCAACAUGUCCGCUUGCCACUGCUCAGUCCAAAGUUCCUGGUAGGCACAGUUGGUUCCGAUCCGCUAAUUAAAAGUGACGAAGAAUGUAGGGACCUAGUGGAUGAAGCCAAAAAUUAUCUACUAUUGCCACAAGAACGACCAUUGAUGCAGGGACCACGAACUCGGCCACGCAAACCUAUCCGCUGCGGAGAAGUACUCUUUGCAGUGGGUGGCUGGUGCAGUGGGGAUGCUAUUUCCAGUGUUGAACGCUAUGACCCUCAAACGAACGAGUGGCGGAUGGUGGCCUCCAUGAGCAAAAGGCGGUGUGGUGUUGGAGUCAGUGUGUUGGAUGACCUUCUUUAUGCUGUGGGAGGACAUGAUGGCUCUUCCUAUCUUAACAGUGUAGAAAGAUAUGACCCAAAGACCAACCAGUGGAGCAGUGAUGUGGCACCUACCAGCACCUGCAGGACCAGUGUUGGAGUGGCCGUUCUUGGUGGUUAUCUGUAUGCAGUGGGUGGCCAAGAUGGUGUGUCUUGUCUCAAUAUAGUUGAAAGGUAUGACCCAAAAGAGAACAAAUGGACUCGAGUAGCUUCCAUGAGCACUAGGCGCCUUGGAGUGGCGGUGGCGGUGCUGGGGGGCUUCCUUUAUGCUGUUGGAGGCUCUGAUGGAACAUCACCUUUGAAUACAGUGGAGCGCUACAACCCUCAGGAGAAUCGUUGGCAUACAAUUGCACCCAUGGGCACCCGACGUAAGCAUUUAGGUUGUGCAGUAUAUCAAGACAUGAUCUAUGCAGUAGGAGGCAGGGAUGAUACUACAGAACUUAGCAGUGCUGAACGAUACAACCCCAGAACCAACCAGUGGUCACCUGUUGUAGCCAUGACAUCACGCCGUAGUGGGGUUGGCCUUGCAGUUGUGAAUGGACAACUAAUGGCUGUGGGAGGGUUUGAUGGCACAACUUAUUUGAAGACCAUUGAAGUGUUUGAUCCGGAUGCCAAUACAUGGAGACUGUAUGGAGGAAUGAACUAUCGUCGACUUGGAGGUGGUGUGGGAGUUAUCAAAAUGACACAUUGUGAAUCCCAUAUAUGGUAAAAGACAAUGAGAGACAUCUACCAUCCAUUAAAACUGAUUGGCUUGGCGACUUCCAAGCUCUUAUUGACUCUAGUAAAAUGAGAUCACACAUUUUUUUUUCUGGUGCCUCUUCCUAUGGGACAGUUAUUGUUGCAAGCAUAUUUCCCCUCCUCUACUGUUGUUACACAGCCCACACUAGCUACAGAGAACUACCUGGAAUAGUUUUCUUUGUCUCCUCAUCCCAAAUGCACUGUCUUUCUGAAGAAACAAGAAUUUAAUGUUACUGUAAGCAAUGACCUAAGACCUCAAAGUAUAGCUGCAUUCUCGUCAGAGGAGUCUGCUGAGAGAUCAACAAGAAAUCUGCCCUGGUGAAAGAAGAAUGUCUCUUUGAUUACAGGGUAGUAGUCAAGUAUGAUUGUCUUCUAUAUCUGCUUAAUUAAAAUGAAUGGAAGUUGUAUAAAGCCUAUUCGUUUAAUUAGAGCUUGCAGAGAUGCUGUUGGUGAAUUUUGCUUCACGUCACUUAUCUACAGUGACUGUAUUAGACAACUUUUGGUAAGUUAAAGACUUGUUUCAUUUAAUUUGUAUGAUAUAUUUUUGAUACCAUGAUUUUAAAAAUGCAUUUUUCCAGGUAGUUGGUUAGUGUUCAUACAUAUGACUUUCUAGCUGAGACUAUGUAAACUGAACUGUAGUUAAGAUCUUUGAAAAAGCACAGAGCAAUCCAGUACAGUCAUCAAUGUUAUGGGGACAACUUCAGUAAGAGCAAAAGAUUAAAAAUCUAUGGUUACUGAAAGAAUAAGAUGGUCCUCUUUCAGGAAGUUUCCUUAUAUAAUCCUGAAAGAACUGAGAGCACAGAGUAUCUAUUCAUGUGAGUGGUGUGUAUUAGAGAAUGCCUGGGUGGAUUAUGCUCUCUGUAUAGCUUUUAGGCUUAUCAGAUACACAGCCUUUUGAUUAUGAGGACAGAGGGGGGCAAGAAUAAGUACGAUUGGACUGUGGCUCCUAGCCAGAAAAGCCAAUGCCAAGAGUUGUAGCUUAAGAUUUGGAAGGUGACAUCCCUGUUCUGGUAUCAGCAUAUGUAUUCCAAGUCAAAAUAAGACCUACUUUUGCCUUCAGAAAAGGUUGCUGGAAUUACCAUGUGAACAUUGUGACUUUUUGCUUAGAUUGCCAUUUUUAUCCUUAAAAUGGACUUCAGUUUCUUGACAAGGGGAUUACAUCUGUUGUAGUCACUGCAACCUUUAAAAAACAUAUGUAUAGCUUGGCACUUGUGGAUUGUGAGCUGCCAUGGUUUUGAACAGUGUCCUGUUUGUGUAGUAUCAAGCAGGCAGCAGCUAAUAGUUUUGAGCUUGUUUCAACAAGUGUGGGAAAUUGUGACCCUCCAGAUAUUUUGGACUGGCAAUUUUUCACCAUUCGCUUUGCUGGCUAGGUAGGCAUUGCAUUCCAGUAUGGCUCAUGUUUCUCGUUACAGACUUUGGAAGGCAGUGCACAUGAUACUAAACCAGUAGUUUAAAAGAAUUAACUUCAGUAUCUUCAGAGUCUUUGGGUAGAUGCCAGUGGGGAGGAGGGAGAGAAUACAAUUUGAGAAAUGUUUCUUAGGUGACAUGUCCUUCCUUUUGCCCUCAAGGUUGGCAUUCUUCUGUUUACAUUUUGAAUAUUUGCACCUUUACGAAGAAAAAGUAUUCUGUAAACAAGUGUUUACAUAUCAUUUAUGCUUUUUCUAGCAUGAGUUAACUUGUAUAAAUAGUGUUAUCUUAAUAAAAUCUCAGUGUGUGCGUUC
Anolis carolinensis (green anole) is the source of this 3912-nucleotide messenger RNA. RefSeq names its product kelch like family member 20 (gene klhl20). Gene Ontology annotation, molecular function: protein binding. The record is from RefSeq and is a predicted model, not a curated record. The transcript is spliced from 13 exons. NCBI's taxonomy places the organism in Eukaryota, Metazoa, Chordata, Lepidosauria, Squamata, Anolidae. The coding region runs from base 333 to 2162 and encodes 609 amino acids.